AUGACCUCAUGGUCUGCCACGAUGUCGUCUGCACUGUUAUUGAAAUGUGUCCUGACGACGUGGCUGUUCGUCACCAUAGGAGACGCCAUCACCGUAUCGAUAGAUCGCGCUGAUAUUAAAGCCGCGCCCACGCGAUCGUCGAUGAUCGCGAACGGAUGGCGACCGCUGACCAACUCGUACGAGGAGACGAUCGGCACGAAUGUGUCGCCGUCGAGCCACCUGGAGAAGAACGUGCAGGUGCACCCGGUGCUGAGCAAGUUCCAGGAGCACAUGGCGACGUCGGAGAAGCUGAAGCCGAAGGGCAAGCCGCCGGUGCACGAGUACAGUCCGCCGAGCAUCCUCGGCAGCUUCAGCGUGUUCGGUCACGCGGCGACGAAGGCACGCGGCGAGAGCAAGGCGCCGCCGAGCAAGCACGUCGCCUCGGAGACGCGGGAGUACACCUUCCUGAUCCCGCCGCCCAAGGACGCCUACCGCUUUGAGAUGAACCAACACCGCAAGCCGAUUCUGCGCGACAACUCCAACUACCUGCGCCAGCCGUACAACACGCCGCAGUCAGCCACGAGCGUCCACCAGCAGCAAGCGCAGCAACUGCCGGACCAGGUGCGCGCCGGGACCUACUUCAUCAAGGGCUACCCGAGCAACCGGCCGUACGUGCCGCCGUUCGCGAUGCCGCAGGCGCUCCAGCCGCCGCACCAUCACCAGUCGAAGCCGUUCGAGUCGCUGAAGGUGAGCGGCAACGCGAAACCCUACUUCCAGCCGCCGGUGGCGGACGUGCCCGGCGACUUCGGCAACAAGCAGAAGAUCAGCAACGACCCCUACGACAGCCGGUACCAGGUGGCGCCGCAGAUCCUCGGCUCGGCCAGCAGCGGCAACUUCUACAGCCAGGUGAACCACCCGCCCAGCCACUUCAAGGCCACCUACGAGCGCGACCCCGCUUUCCUGGUGCACGAGAGCCACGAGGUGAGCUACGUCACGCCGUCCGACGCGUACAACGCGUACAACUUCAGACCGUCCUUGCCGUACGAGACCCUGCUGCCGCCCGCGGUCUACUCGUCUUCCUCGUCGACGUCGCCGCCGUCCACUACCGCGGUCACGAGGAACCCCCCCGGCAAGUACAGCCAACAGGUGAAUGACCCGGCGGAGCACGAUUUCAAACGCACGGAUCAGGGCACGAGGAAGAAGCAGGACAAGGGCGGCCACACUGGCGAGCUGCCGAGGACCACGAGCACGUACUACGUGUCGGAGCACCAGGAGCUCACGCCGCCGUCCACGUGGCCGAAGAACAAGUACACGUCCGACAUCAACGAGGUGCUGCCGCGCGAGAAUCCGCCGGGCAAGUUCAACCAAGAGGUCGAUAACCAGAAUCAGGUAGCUUACCGCAGACCGCACAAUCCCUACGAGCCCGUCGAGGUUUACCCGCCGACGACGGUGGAAUACGAGACGCCGGAGAGCAUCUCGCUGAAGCACUUCAACGAGCAACAAUUCCUGCUGCAGCAACAGUUGCUGCAGCGCGACCGGGAGCAGCUGGCGGAGCAAGAACGCCGGCAGAAGCUGGAGAUCGAGAGGCAGCAGCAGGAGGAGCUGAAGAAACGGCAGGAAGAGCUGAAUCAGCUCCUCCAGCGGGAGAAAGAGGAGGAGGAGGCGGCCAGAUUGGCAGUCGAGUCGGCGAAGAAUCAGUCGCAGGAUCUCGUCAAGAUCUCCGGCGAUAUGCCGUACACGAUUCAACUGGCGCAGUUUGAGCCGCAGGUCACCACGAGUCCCGGCAUCCUGGUGUCCUCGCAGCCCGGCAUCUAUCAGCCCCAGGUAACUAUUCCAACCCGUCUGCCGCAGAUCCCGGAGAACCAAGUGAAUUAUCAGUACCAGCAGCAUUUCAAGAACGAGUACCCCGAGCAACAGGUCGACUAUCGCGAUCCGCAGGCCGAGACCCGACCAUACCGUCCGCAGAAACCAUCUCGCGACCCGCACCGCCGCAAAAAGCCGACGACCGUCGCGUACGAUUUAGCGACGGAGCUGCCGAGCCAAGCUCCAGACACUUCCAUACCCUUGACUCUGCACGCGGAAGAAGUACCCGUUCAAACAACCGUGGCGCCGGAAUUGCAAACCCUACCGACGGUGACAACGCAAAAAGCCAGAACUCGCCGGCCUGGCUUGUCGGGGCAUCGGCGAAGGAAGCCGUCGACGACCACGCAGGAACCACCCGUCACCGUGUCGCGUCAAGAGGAGGACUUCCUCAAGUACAACCGAGGUAGCGAAGACACGCAGGCGAAUCACUACGACUCGCCCCGAAGAAGACGCAUCAAGCCCACCCAGGCGACUUACACCGGCGACGAGGUCGUCGCGGAGAAGAGACCCAGUUCCAGGAAACGACCGAGCCAUCGCACCAGGGUGAACCAACUGACCGAGUCGUACGACUCGGAGGUCGUCACCGAGGACUCGCGUUCCUCGCUGACCUACGGACACGCCACAGUGGAGUCCGUAGCGGACAACAACAACGAGAACAACCAGUUCGCGACCAACCAACCGAGCGUCUCCUCUUACGGAGUAAGUCAAAGAGAGGAACAAUAUAUCACGAAUCAGCCGGUGAAUCAGUACUACGACUACACGUCGCAGCUGAGCGGAGGAUACCGCGAAGAGACCACCACCACGUCCAUCCCGGUGGAGUACUACGGGACGGAGCGCAGUCGCCACAAGGUCGAGGACUACAACGUGGACACACGGCAGCCGAAGCCGAACAUCGUCACCAGCAUACCGCUGGAGGAGCUCUACGUGAGAACCGACGACGGCAAUUACUACGACCGAGCGACCACAGUCGCGCCGACGACCACGACCACGGCGACGACCACCACCACCACCACCACCACCACGACUACCAGCGCCCCGCAACCGACGACACCGAGCGCACAGGUGGUCUCCUCCACGCUGAGGUCCCACAAGAUCCGGCCGUUGCGCUACGGCAACGCCACCAGACCGCGUUUCAGCAUCAAGGACUACAAGAGUCGGUUGGACUACAAGACCAGGCUGCAACUGCAGAGCUCGACGACGGAGCUCGCGCCGACUCCCGCCGCGGAAGUGUCCACCCGAGCCCCCUACACCAAACAGAGGACGUCGAGCGCGAGGACUCAGCAGGUCCAGCAAUCCGUCGCCGAGCCCGUGAAGGAGACCACCGGCAGAUAUAAGUACGUUUCCAGGAUGAAUUACCGAACCAGCACGUCCGCCACGCCGACGGCCAGCGUGAGGGAGCGACUCUCCGAAGAGAGCGGCUCUUCGACGACGGAAAAAAGUAGGUUCGUGCCGAAGAGGCGGCCGAUCAGCGGCAACGUGUACCGUAGCAGGAUCGCCUCCACCACGAGCAGCCCCACGCGGACUCAGGUGAGCGGCGAGGUCAGCGCGCGACAGAGCUCGGUGCGGCCCGAGAACGUGUACUCGUCGUCGAUACGGAGGCGACCGGCCGCCAAGAGUCGGCCGCAGCAUCCGCAUAAGGAGGUGGUAGCAGCCGCGGUAGCGGGUACCGCGCACCCGGAGCGCCGACGACAGCAUGAACCUACGGAGAUGGCCGCCGAGGAAACCAGUUUCUACUCGGCCAUAUCGACCACGGCCUCGUCGGGCAACGAGAUCGUCAGCGAGAAGGGGGAGGCCGCGGCGUUGGACAGCCAUCCGGUGAAACUCGGCGUGCAGGAGAACAAGAACGAAAGCCAGCAGCCCGAAGUCGUCAGCAGCAGCACUCCAGAGGAGGAGGAGGAGAAGAAGAAGAAAGAGGAGGAGGAGGAGGUGGUGAUGAUGAAAGUUCAGUCGCCGAUCGAGGUGACCGGCGAUCCGCAGGGGGAGAGCGAGAGCCAACCGGAAGCGCUUGCCGACAAAGACGGGAGCAAGGCAGAGGCGCCGCAAAAGGAAGCGGAAACGGAGAGCACGACGAAGUUCGACGAGGAGGAGCUGUUCGCCAAGGCGUCGCAGAGCGUGGCGGAUCUGACGAGCUCCGCUUCCGCUCUCUACGACAAGCCCGGCAUGUUCAAGGCGGUCUCGCCGGAGAGCAGGGUCGUGCCGUCCGCGCACUUCAAGAUCACCACGGACGAGCCGACCUUGCCGAUCGAAGCUUUCUUCCAGGAGCUCACGAAGAAGAACUGA
Messenger RNA from Dinoponera quadriceps, 4122 nucleotides. Its product is annotated as microtubule-associated protein futsch-like. The coding region runs from base 1 to 4122 and encodes 1373 amino acids. Lineage: Eukaryota; Metazoa; Arthropoda; Insecta; Hymenoptera; Formicidae. The record is from RefSeq and is a predicted model, not a curated record. The transcript is spliced from 4 exons.